Molecule: messenger RNA, 468 nt
Organism: Punctularia strigosozonata HHB-11173 SS5
Lineage: Eukaryota; Fungi; Basidiomycota; Agaricomycetes; Corticiales; Punctulariaceae
Exons: 1
Coding region: 1-468 (155 amino acids)
Source: RefSeq, a predicted model, not a curated record
AUGUCAAGUACCUCUACCCCGACUCCAUUCCUUAUAGAAUACAGCCCGAUCCACGCUAAACGAACAUUAGCUGGGAGGUGCGACGCACACUGGCAGGCGUACGAACCAUCGGAGGAAAACCCCCUCCCCACCACCUGGCACGGCACCAAGGUCCGCCUAUACGACAACCUGGGCGCCGUAGCUUGGGGAAUCCUCACGAUCGAUCAGAUCGACGACAACUAUGUCACGUUCAGACUGAGCGGACCCACCUGGAGCUCCACCAUCGUGGAUACGAAGGACAAGAACCCUCCCGUGAUCACGGAUAGAAACUGCCCCCCCAUCUCGAAGUUAACCCUUCUCUCCAUACCGAAGCUGGACGACACGGACCUCGGAAUACCGUGGUGGAGGUGGGCGAUUGCGCGCGCGAAGGGGAUGCUUAACAUGAAUGUCCCAAUGGGCCUUGAUGUCUUCUGGGCGGAACCGAUAUAA